Colias croceus (clouded yellow) is the source of this 914-nucleotide messenger RNA. Its product is annotated as m-AAA protease-interacting protein 1, mitochondrial. The record is from RefSeq and is a predicted model, not a curated record. The coding region runs from base 142 to 867 and encodes 241 amino acids. Lineage: Eukaryota; Metazoa; Arthropoda; Insecta; Lepidoptera; Pieridae. The transcript has 4 exons. Gene Ontology annotation, cellular component: mitochondrial inner membrane. Gene Ontology annotation, biological process: protein insertion into mitochondrial inner membrane from matrix; inner mitochondrial membrane organization. Gene Ontology annotation, molecular function: ribosome binding.
AUAAUUGACAUUUGAUGGUCUAUGGUUUUUUUAACAACAGUUAAAAUUAUCAAAUCGAAAACAAAUGUUUUUUAAGUAAAUGUGUGCAUCUAUGAGGAAAUCUAAGUAGUUGAAAAGUAAAAAUACUGUUAAGAUAUAAAUAUGAAUGUAGCAAUCAGACGAAUCGUAACAACGCAGUCGUAUAGGUUAUGUUAUAGUACUACAUACAAAUAUUUACAAGCUCCAGUAACCUCAAGAUGUCCUGUUAUACAACUACGAAGCUACUGCGACAACAAAGUGGAAACUCGGAGAUUGCCUCAGUUAAUGGAAUUUCCACCAAUUGUAUGGCCAUCGUUCAUAAAGUUUAUAAAAAAUUGGAUGUUUGCGACGUUCAUCAUUCGGCCCUAUUUUGAUCAAGAAUUCAAUUUGUCAGAGUUUAUUGAAGCUUCUAAACAUGCUGUCCAGGUAGUUUCAGAGGGUUUACAAAAUAGCAGCUUCAAAUCAUUGGAAGGGCUGGUAGAUAAAGAUGCCAUUGCAUCGCUUAAGUCGGCUAUAUCACAACUGUCUAUUUCACAAAGGCAGUUGUUGAGUAUUGAUAAGGAGGAUAUAUUCUACGCUUUUCCUUAUCAGGUAGGAGUUAUGUUUGACGACACUGACAAGAGAUGGGUGGAAAUUACAAUGUGCUAUCAUGUGCUUAGAGGACUCAAACAUAUGAAGGAAACAGGAGACCUACCCCCAAUUACCUUAGGUGGCCAACCAGAGUUUCAGGACAAAAUAUUUAUAUUGAACUAUAGAUUCAUACGAGAAUUCACGAAAGGAGUAGAGGACAGCUGGUGCAUAAAUAUCGUGAAUCAUUUUCAACCACAGAACCUUGCUAAGAGACAGUGACUGCCCUAGACAAUAAGUAGGAUAUAUUAAAAUUUUGUUGGCCUGUA